UGCUUGACUGUGGUGACACGUUUUGUGGCUCCUCGUGUCUCUCGUGACGCGUUCGUCCAAUCUACCAAAUCAAAACAUAUAGAUUAAAUAAAAGUUACUUAAAAUAGAUUCUACAAGUCUCAGGCAACACGUGUCGACUGCUUUUCGUCGUCGUCGUCGUCGUCGUCGUCUAACCUCAAAACUUGUUCGCGGGAAGAAAAUAAAGGUGAUGAAAAGUCAUACAGGUAGCGCCAGGUAUUGCCGGAGGUGUCAUCUAUGAACUAUAGAUCUUAUCAGACACAGCUGACACGAAAGUGUGCGGACCUUUUUGGACACCUCGCAGCUUUGACAGCUGGCAUCAAAAGUGCCGAGUGCCGACAGAGAGACAAGUGCGUUAUGCUAUUGUGUAUAUGAUUCUAGCGAGCCGUAAGAAGAAAGAAAAGAAGUUUUGUACUUGUUUGUUCGAGAGAGAGAGAGAGAAAAAAAAAAUCUGUAACUUAAAACUAUUACAAGGGAAAAAAAACAAACAGUGGGUAUACAAUUGAAAAACAAAUUCCAAAAGCAUGUCGAAAUUCGCGUGAAAAUCUCAAGUCAAAUAAGAUUACCGUUGUUGUUCGAGCGAAAUAAACAAAGCGGCAAUAAAUAACAUUACAAUGUGCGCAUGAUUGAUUGUGGAACGCCUUCUACGUGUAAAUGACAGUUUUUUUUUAAACAUUAAACGUUCAAAUAUAAAUUGUGUGCUGAGAAUAGACAAGUAAAACUUCGAAAUUGUAAACGGAAUGAGGGCUGUACUGAUAUUUGAUCAUCUGAACGAUGUGUUGUUCGCAAAGUGUAAUAAGAAAUUCGCGAGUCACAUCGUGAAGCUCGCGAGAACGCAAGGUUUGCUCAACAGUCAGGAUAACAAGGAUGUCACAGACUUGGAAACGUCUUUACUGAGUCCUAACAUCAUAAUGCAGUUGUUUUCACCCAUCGUUACCUCACAGCAUGUGAUGGCUUCUCAGUUUGGGAACUCCUAUACAUCGAUGAAGUUUCAAGAUGGAACAAACAUGGUCUUUGAUGAAUACAUUGGUUACACAUUUAUAUAUUUGGCUACAAAAGAGGUGGAACUUAUGAGACGUACGCUUGGAAUAUGCGUGUCGAUUGUGCGCCACGUGUGUGGUCCGGAUGUUGCGAUAUUGAAAACCAACUGGCAGAAAGUGGGUCUGGUGUCCUCUUUGCUGGAUGCGUGGUGUGACUUGAGAAACAGCGAGCAGAGUAUGCUGACAGAAGCGGUGGAACAGUUGUCAGUGAAUUCAGAAGUAUCUUCUUCGGUCCUCAAAGUACUGCACGACGCAUGCGACAAGUUGAAAAGUUCGCAACCCGAAUUCAACAACUCACACAUGUUGCUUCUGGUUGGAUCCAAGUUUUUGUCACUGUACUCCAGCAAAAACGCUCACGACUUGUGCGCAUCCGACAUCUUAUUGAUGAUCCUACUUUGUUGGACGGUAAAUAAAAAGCGGAGGCACAAUCGAUUCGAGAGUAACGACGACAAUAACGACAGCGAUAUCUUGUUACCGGAAAGCGGUUCUGUAAAAAACGACGAAAUGAGACUAAGUUUCGGAGCUAGACUGGCCACUCCUACUUCCGAAGACAUUACGAAUCUUUUUAGUUCGAGAGAUCCUUCGGUGACUGAGGGACUUUCAUCCUUAACUGAUGACGAUCUCUACAGUCAAUUGUUGCUUCUUGGCUCUCAGCACAAUUAUACGGCCAAUGCGGUUCACAUCUUCGAGCUAUCGGAUUCCAUCAAUCUAAUAACAAUAGUCGAAGCUACAAAUCUUUCCACUUCCUCAGGAUUGUGCGACAGUUUCUAUUAUUUAAAUCUGAUGAACAACCUGCAGUUUCAAAGGGAUGUUGACGAAUUGAAGCCAAUCUUCGAAAACCUCGACGCGUCGAUCAAGAAGGUGUUGGAAGGAAUUAAGAAGAAUCGUUCUAACGUUGGCAACGAUGUCGAUAUGUGUCAAAAGAGAUUGCAAAUAAAAUGGGACUUCGUUCGAAAAAAGUACAACGACCUUCUACGCUCUCGAGAUCCCGAAGUGGUCGUGCAGAUCGAAGCCAAUACUUCCGGCUUUGUGGAAACCUUGAAAGAACUACUACGUCUGACUUGUUUCGAUCGGAAUUUUUUGAAGCAAGGAACCGACGUUCUCACCACGGUCGGCAGGCUCGUUCGGCAAAAGCUGAGCGACUUCAGUGACUUUCUGAAGGUCAAAGCAAUGAAGAACUUCACGCUAGGAUCGAGAAGUUCCCUAACUAUCAACAAGUAUCUCGAAGAGUUUCCAGGUCUGGUACAUUUCAUCUACAUCGACAGAACGACUCACAGACUCGUGGCGCCCACGCUAGACUUUACGAGCACCGAAACGCUUACUCUUACGAUGAAAAAAAUUUGGAACAUGGUCGAGCAAAGUCGAAUACAUCUGCAGGAAGGCCAUUUGUCGGUCAUGUGGAAGGACACCACGUUCAAUUAUUCUUACUUCUUGUGGUUCGAAGACAUUUCCGGUUACUCACCACCGAAAUGUAAAGUCUAUCUUAAUUAUGUGAUGAAAAAUUUUCCGGUACCAGGCAUACUCUGCGGAGACUAUUACAGAAAACUAACCGAGACGUGUUUCCCCAAAGUCUCGCCCAACAAAGUACGAAUCUACGAGCUCUACUGCGUUCAUUUGGGACUGACCACGUCGACUUGCGUUUUGGAACACUCUCGGCGAUUGGCAGCUACCAUCUGGGAGGUUACUGGAGUGCCAAAUAAUCUCGCGGAUAUAUUCUAAAAAAAAUUUUCUCGAGCAAAUUAACGCAGGUUAAAAUUUUGAAGGAUUCUGGAUUAUUGCGUAAUGUGUUUCUUUGAUCGCUAUUAGUUUUAUAUUUUUGUGUUUUUUGUUUUAUUUUGAACUUACGAAUAUUGUUUUACAUUUAAAACUGUGAUAUAUAUUUAAAGUUUUGAAUUCUUUUUCUGUUAAUCAGAGCGAGUCAUUUGUUAUGUCUGUUUUGUAUAAUUUUUAGGCUGUGAUAUAUAAACCUGCUUUCUCAAAAUUAUCAAAAAUGAAUAUAUCGCCAGGAUACAAUCGAACUUCAUCGUCGUCAUAUCAAACUCCAAACAAAUUUAUAUAGAAAAAAAAAAAAAA
This is a messenger RNA of Pseudomyrmex gracilis, 3131 nucleotides long. It is a transcript of the gene HPS1, whose product is annotated as Hermansky-Pudlak syndrome 1 protein homolog. Gene Ontology annotation, molecular function: guanyl-nucleotide exchange factor activity. The record is from RefSeq and is a predicted model, not a curated record. NCBI's taxonomy places the organism in Eukaryota, Metazoa, Arthropoda, Insecta, Hymenoptera, Formicidae. Gene Ontology annotation, biological process: vesicle-mediated transport. The transcript has 8 exons. Bases 759 to 2777 code for a protein of 672 amino acids. Gene Ontology annotation, cellular component: BLOC-3 complex.